ACCUCUAUUCCUCCUGCGGUCCCCUUCCCCUUUCCUUUCUCUCGGAUUCUUCAGACAGAAAAGCCUACAGAAAUGGCUCAGAUACUGCCGAUACGUUUCCAGGAACAUCUGCAGUUGCAGAACCUGGGGGUGAACCCAGCCAACAUUGGGUUCAGCUAUCUGACCAUGGAGUCUGACAAGUUCAUCUGCAUCAGAGAGAAAGUGGGCGAGCAGAACCAGGUGGUGAUUGUGGACAUGACGGACCCCACCAACCCAAUCAGGAGACCAAUCUCUGCUGACAGUGCCAUCAUGAACCCCGCUAGCAAGGUCAUCGCCCUGAAAGCUGCCAAGACACUGCAGAUCUUCAACAUUGAGAUGAAGAGUAAGAUGAAGGCUCACACCAUGACAGAGGAGGUCAUGUUCUGGAAGUGGAUAUCGGUAAACACGGUCGCCUUGGUGACAGAUACCGCCGUAUAUCACUGGAGCAUGGAGGGGGAUUCCCAACCAGCCAAAGUAUUCGAUCGGCACGCCAGUCUAGCAGGAUGUCAGAUCAUUAACUACAGAACUGACGAACAACAGAAGUGGCUAUUGCUGAUAGGGAUUUCCGCACAGCAAAACCGUGUGGUUGGGGCGAUGCAGCUUUAUUCUGUUGAGAGGAAAGUGUCCCAGCCCAUCGAGGGUCAUGCUGCCGCCUUUGGGGAGUUCAAAGUGGAGGGAAAUGCCAAAUCCUCCACCCUCUUCUGCUUUGCUGUGCGCUCACAGGCUGGUGGAAAGCUGCACAUCAUUGAAGUUGGUCAGCCAGCUGCAGGAAACCAACCAUUUACUAAGAAAGCAGUGGAUGUGUUCUUUCCUCCGGAGGCCCAGACAGACUUUCCUGUAGCUAUGCAGAUUGGUAAUAAGCAUGGUGUAAUAUAUCUGAUCACUAAGUACGGUUACAUUCACCUGUACGACCUGGAGUCUGGAGUGUGUAUCUACAUGAACCGAAUCAGUGCAGAGACCAUCUUCGUCACUUCUCCUCAUGAAGCCACUUCAGGAAUUAUUGGGGUUAACAAGAAGGGACAGGUUUUGUCGGUAUGUGUUGAAGAGGAAAACAUUGUCAACUAUGCCACCAACGUGCUGCAGAACCCAGAUCUGGCCUUGAGGAUGGCUGUGAGGUCAAACCUUGCUGGCGCUGAGGAGCUUUUUGGCAGGAAGUUCAACACUCUGUUUGCCCAGGGAAGUUAUUCAGAAGCCGCAAAGGUUGCUGCAUCAGCACCCAAGGGUAUCUUGCGGACAGCCGAGACCAUUCGUAAGUUUCAGAGUGUGCCGGCUCAACCGGGUCAGGCAUCUCCACUGUUGCAGUACUUUGGCAUUCUGCUGGACCAGGGCCAGCUCAACAAGUUUGAGUCUCUGGAGCUGUGCAGGCCUGUCCUGCAGCAGGGCCGCAAGCAGCUGCUGGAGAAAUGGCUGAAGGAGGACAAGCUGGAGUGCUCAGAGGAGCUGGGUGAUCUGGUGAAGGCAUCUGACCCUACCCUCGCUCUUAGUGUGUACCUCAGAGCUAACGUCCCCAACAAGGUCAUCCAGUGCUUCGCUGAGACCGGCCAGUUCCAGAAGAUAGUGCUGUAUGCUAAGAAGGUUGGCUACACCCCAGACUGGGUGUUUUUGUUGAGGAAUGUGAUGCGAGUCAGCCCUGACCAGGGACUGCAGUUUGCACAGAUGCUGGUCCAGGAUGAGGAGCCGCUGGCCAACAUCAACCAGAUUGUGGAUGUAUUCAUGGAGGGCAGCCUAAUCCAGCAGUGCACCUCCUUCCUGUUGGAUGCUUUAAAGAACAACCGCCCAGCUGAAGGACACUUACAGACACGCCUGCUUGAGAUGAACCUCAUACAUGCACCCCAGGUAGCAGAUGCGAUCCUGGGCAACCAGAUGUUCACACACUAUGACCGUGCCCAUGUUGCUCAGCUGUGUGAGAAGGCAGGUUUGCUGCAGAGAGCUCUUGAACACUACACCGACCUGUAUGAUAUCAAACGAGCCGUGGUGCACACACAUCUGCUCAACCCUGAGUGGCUGGUGAACUUCUUUGGUUCUUUGUCCGUUGACGACUCGUUGGAGUGUCUAAGAGCCAUGCUGUCAGCUAACAUCAGACAGAACCUGCAGCUUUGUGUCCAGGUAGCAUCUAAGUAUCACGAGCAGCUGGGGACUCAGGCAUUAGUGGAGCUCUUUGAAUCCUUCAAGAGUUAUGAGGGCUUGUUUUACUUCCUUGGGUCGAUUGUGAAUUUCAGCCAGGAGCCUGACGUUCACUUCAAGUACAUCCAGGCUGCCUGUAAAACAGGACAGAUCAAAGAAGUAGAGAGAAUCUGUAGAGAGAGCAACUGUUACGACCCAGAGAGGGUUAAAAAUUUCCUCAAGGAGGCCAAACUAACAGACCAGCUUCCUCUCAUCAUCGUGUGUGAUCGCUUUGACUUUGUCCAUGACCUGGUGCUCUACCUCUACCGCAACAAUCUACAGAAAUACAUUGAAAUCUAUGUGCAGAAAGUGAACCCCAGUCGUUUGCCAGUGGUCAUAGGUGGUCUUUUGGAUGUAGAUUGUUCUGAGGAUGUCAUUAAGAACUUGAUCAUGGUGGUCCGAGGGCAAUUUUCCACUGAUGAGCUUGUGGAGGAGGUAGAGAAGAGGAACAGGUUAAAACUUCUGUUGCCAUGGCUGGAGUCCCGUAUCCACGAGGGCUGCGAGGAGCCAGCCACCCACAAUGCUCUGGCCAAGAUCUACAUCGACAGCAACAACACACCUGAGCGUUUCCUGAAGGAGAACCCGUUCUACGACAGUGCUGUGGUCGGACGCUACUGUGAGAAGAGAGACCCCCAUUUGGCCUGUGUGGCCUAUGAGAGAGGCCAGUGUGAUCUGGAUCUCAUCAAAGUGUGCAAUGAGAACUCAUUAUUCAAGAGUGAGGCUCGAUAUUUGGUGCGGCGGAAAGAUCCAGAACUUUGGGCGAAUGUGUUGGAGGAAAACAACCCCUACAGGAGACAACUCAUUGACCAGGUGGUGCAAACAGCUCUGUCAGAGACUCAGGACCCAGAGGAGGUGUCAGUCACAGUCAAGGCCUUCAUGACUGCAGAUCUGCCCAAUGAGCUGAUUGAGCUGCUGGAGAAGAUUGUACUAGAUAACUCUGUCUUCAGUGAACACAGAAACCUUCAGAACCUGCUUAUUUUGACGGCCAUCAAGGCAGACCGCACUCGUGUAAUGGAGUACAUCAACAGGCUAGACAACUAUGACGCUCCAGAUAUUGCUAAUAUUGCCAUUAGUAAUGAGCUCUUUGAAGAGGCUUUUGCCAUUUUCAAGAAGUUUGAUGUCAACACCUCAGCCAUACAGGUACUGAUAGAGCACAUAGGGAACUUAGAUCGGGCCUAUGAGUUUGCUGAGCGCUGUAAUGAGCCUGCCGUGUGGAGCCAGUUAGCCAGAGCUCAGCUGCAAAGGGACCUGGUCAAAGAGGCGAUUGACUCUUAUAUUAAAGCUGUUGACCCCUCAGCAUACAUGGAAGUGGUCAACGCAGCCAGCAAGAACAAUAACUGGGAAGACUUGGUUAAGUUCCUCCAGAUGGCUCGAAAGAAGGCCAGGGAGUCGUACGUCGAGACAGAGCUAAUCUUUGCUUUGGCUAAAACAAACCGUCUGGCUGAGCUGGAAGAGUUUGUCAGUGGGCCCAACAAUGCUCACAUACAGCAGGUGGGCGAUAGAUGUUAUGAGGAGGGGAUGUAUGAAGCAGCCAAGCUCUUAUACAACAACGUGUCAAACUUUGCUCGACUUGCAUCUACAUUAGUCCAUCUUGGAGAGUACCAGGCCGCUGUGGACAGUGCCAGGAAAGCCAACAGCACACGGACAUGGAAAGAGGUGUGUUUUGCAUGUGUGGAUGGUGAGGAGUUUCGGCUGGCACAGAUCUGCGGUCUCCACAUAGUGAUCCACGCUGACGAGCUGGAGGACCUGAUCAGCUACUACCAGGAUCGCGGGUACUUUGAGGAGCUCAUUGCUCUGCUAGAGGCCGCACUGGGUCUGGAGCGGGCUCACAUGGGCAUGUUCACUGAACUUGCCAUCCUCUACUCCAAAUUCAAACCUCAGAAGAUGAGAGAGCACCUGGAGCUCUUCUGGUCCAGAGUCAACAUCCCAAAGGUACUUCGUGCGGCAGAACAGUCUCACUUAUGGGCAGAGCUGGUUUUCCUUUAUGAUAAAUAUGAGGAGUACGAUAAUGCUGUCAUCACAAUGAUGUCUCAUCCAACAGAUGCGUGGAAAGAAGGGCUCUUCAAAGACAUUAUUGCUAAGGUUGCCAAUGUGGAGCUGUACUAUAAAUCUCUUACCUUUUACUUGGAGUUUAAGCCGAUCCUACUCAAUGACCUGCUGACUAUACUGUCUCCACGGCUGGAUCAUAGCCGAGCCGUCAACUUUUUCAGCAAGGUAAACCAGCUGAAGUUGGUCAAACCCUACCUGAGGUCUGUCCAGAAUCACAACAACAAGUCCGUCAAUGAAGCUCUCAACAACCUGCUGACAGAGGAGGAGGACUACCAGGGCCUGAGAGCAUCCAUUGAUGCCUACGACAACUUUGACACCAUUGGUCUGGCACAGAGGUUAGAGAAACAUGAACUGAUUGAGUUCAGACGCAUUGCUGCUUACCUGUACAAGGGCAACAACCGCUGGAGACAGAGUGUAGAACUCUGCAAGAAGGACAAACUCUACAAGGAUGCCAUGCUGUAUGCAGCAGAGUCUAAAGAUGCUGAGUUGGCAGAGACUUUGCUCCAGUGGUUCCUGGAGGAGGGCAGGAAGGAGUGCUUUGCCGCCUGCCUGUUCGCCUCUUAUGACCUGCUGCACCCUGAUGUGGUGCUGGAGCUGGCCUGGAGGCACAACAUCAUGGACUUUGCCAUGCCGUACUUCAUCCAGGUCAUGAGAGAGUACCUCACCAAGGUGGACAAACUGGAGGAGGCUGAAAGCCAAAGGAAAACUGAAGACGAGGUGACAGAGCCUCAGCCGAUGGUGUUUGGCCAGCAGCUGAUGUUGACUGCCGCUCCUGCUCAAGUGGCUCCCCAGCCGGCGUACGCAGGCUACGGCUACCCCGCUGCGGCCGCCCCUGCACCUGCGGGCUACCCCGCUGCGGCCGCCCCUGCACCUGCGGGCUACCCCACUGCUGCUGCUGCUGCUGCACCUGCGGGCUACCCUGCUCAGCCCGCUUACGGCUUCAACAUGUAGAGGACUGAACUUGUCUCUUCCACCCCUCUCCCCAUCUCCCCUCUUACACACACUCACACACCACAAAGACCUGAUCCACACUGAACCGUGCUGCUCUGGGUCUCAGCUGGCCAACUGAAACUUCACCGGGACGAGACACCACCCAAUUUCAUCUGAACUGCAAUAGAAACUGCUUCUCAGCCCUUCAUCUGUCCCUCCUCCCCUCUUCAAUACAGAAGGAUGGCAUCACGGCUGUUGGACGCCUUUCUCCACUUGGACGUAAUAACUGCAUCACUGACCUACACAGCAUGAAGUCACCUCUCAGCUUCUUAGAGGAAUUAACCUACCGAAGAUAACAUUAGUGACACCAAACCACUCUGUCCUGUUGCUGUUCCAUGUAGACUUUGUUAAUCAUAGAGCAGCUUUCUUUGUUUUAUUUCUUCUUUUUUUCAGCACUGAUGAGGAAGAGACUUUGUUACUGAGGCGCAUGGGGGCUUGUGCUUCUUCCCCUCCCUCCAGAAGCACUGCUACAGCCUUAUAUACAUAGAAGAGGCGGAGGAGGCAAAAAAAAUGGGCUUGUUUGUUCAUGUUUAAUUUCACAACUGUCUCAUGCUCUGAUUAGAAAGACGGUAACUGUGCAAUAGUUUUUUUUCUGUUUGUCCUUUCACAACAGGUACAGAUUGAUUUCAAACAAGGCUAUGCUGUAAACGGACUAAGAACACUUGUUUAUGAGGUUAUGGUACUGUCUGUGUGUGUGUGUGUGUGUGUGUGUGUGCGCGUGCGCGUGCGCGUGUGCGUGUGCGUGUGCGUGUGUGUGUGUGUGUGUAGCCUCUUAAAGCCUUUGAGGGAUAGGUCACUAAACCAUGAGACACUCAAUGAAAUUUCCACUCCCUUGCAGCCGCAAAACCGUGUGCGGUUGAUCUCAUCAGUCAACUUUUCAGGCUCUGUGGUACUGGACGUCUGUCGUUUCAGGAUAAAAGUGAUAAAAAAGACAAAAAGAAAGGAUGAAAUGAUUAAAAAAAAAAACGCUAUAAAAAUGCUGUAGUCUGUGCAUGUGCUGCCAAACUAUAAUGCUGCAACCAGGAGCACAAUUUUCAUGUUACACUCAAGUAUAUCAAGUAUUACUAAUGUUGUGUCAAAAACUAAGUGAUGUACAAUGAAACUUUCUCACCCGACUAACAGAAAACGGUGAUGACACCCCAACAGCAGACAGACUGAAGAGAUCAAAACAAACAGGGGAACAUUAGCUCAUGUCCUGGUGCCAGUUGGUUUAAAAAAAAAACAUUAUUGUACUGAAAGCAGUGUAUAAUUUAAGAUAUAUUGAAAUACCUAACUAAUCAAAGAAGUCAAAUAUUAUGGAAUACCGUAUGUAUUGUCUAUAGUGUAUUGUUGUAGUCUUAAACAAAGCGUAAUGAUUUUUGUAAGAAAAAGGACAAAAUGCAAAAACAGCAGGUUAAUAAUAAAUGGUCUUAAGGCAAGGCUGCUCAACGUGGUGACAGUUUGGUUGAUUGUUUACUCCCCGUUCUGUCCGACAGUCCUCCUGUAUGAUACGCUGAGCUCUGUUACAGUGGUGUCCACUCUGGAUUUGUCAAAGCGGAAAGCAAAAAGAAACCAGAGCUGCAAAUAUGAAGCACUCCCUUUAUCUG
Molecule: messenger RNA, 6806 nt
Organism: Scomber japonicus (chub mackerel)
Lineage: Eukaryota; Metazoa; Chordata; Actinopteri; Scombriformes; Scombridae
Gene: cltcl1
Product: clathrin, heavy chain-like 1
Exons: 31
Coding region: 73-5181 (1702 amino acids)
Biological process (GO): intracellular protein transport; receptor-mediated endocytosis
Cellular component (GO): clathrin coat of coated pit; clathrin complex; clathrin-coated endocytic vesicle
Molecular function (GO): structural molecule activity; clathrin light chain binding
Source: RefSeq, a predicted model, not a curated record